Molecule: messenger RNA, 2301 nt
Organism: Drosophila busckii
Lineage: Eukaryota; Metazoa; Arthropoda; Insecta; Diptera; Drosophilidae
Product: sodium/hydrogen exchanger 9B2
Exons: 5
Coding region: 216-2216 (666 amino acids)
Biological process (GO): proton transmembrane transport
Cellular component (GO): membrane
Molecular function (GO): antiporter activity
Source: RefSeq, a predicted model, not a curated record
GAUCAGCAGCAUCGACAGCUUUGAUAAAUUUAUUUGAACGUUAAACGCCGAACGAGCUAGUUGUAAAAAAAAUUUAACGCAUAUCGCGUCAUAAAUUUUGAUUGGACGCGUAAGUGUGUGAGGUUUAACAGUGAGAGCCAUAAAUCGAUUUACAAUCAUAAAGCAUAUAAAGUGGAAAAAUACUAAUCCUGUCAUAAAAAAAAAAAAAGAAAUCGAUGGCGAGCCAGGCGGAUGAGCUCACAGUGGGCAGAGCCACUGUCAUACCCAUAAAUAUGCCCACCAGCCACAGCGAGGAGCAGUCAGUCAUCAAUGCCAAUGGCAGAACUAACAUUCCGAUUGACAAUCAGCCCAGGCGACGCGUUAGCAUUAUCUCCGAAGCGCCUGUCAAUAAUAACGGCUACGAUAAUCCCGCCUACGAACAACAUGCAACAAAUCUGAGAAAAAUCUCACAGUGCUCACUACCCCCACUUGACAUUGGACCUAUUGGUCGUAGGAGAAGCAUACUCAAGGAUACCUUAGCACAUGAUAAUGACGCUGAUCGUGUCUCAACACAUAGUUAUGAGAACUACAGACAGAGUGCGCUGGACGCGCUCAGUGCCAAAUACAAUGGACUGCAGGCGGCGCUGCAAGGCUCGCAGGAGAGCAACAACUAUGUGGAACAGUCGUGGAUAUAUAAUUUUUGCUUGAAGUGUCGCGGCGAGGAGCCGAACGAAGCGUGGGAGCCACCCUAUUGGCAAAAGAUAUUUCCCUAUCCGUUGUGUCCCACGUUUAGAGCUGUGGCACGACUGGUGUCGCUUAUAGCUAUAGGCGCGCUGCUUUGGAUUGUUGCCUUUGUCAUAAUUGGACAGACAGCUGCUCCUGGUGGGCAACUCUUUGGCCUUGUGGUGCUUACAGUGGCAGCCAACUUUGGUGGUUACCUCAUGUCCUUGACAACGCUGCCACGCCUCAUUGGCAUGCUGCUGGUGGGGCUGCUGUUUCAGAACGUGGGCUGGGUGGACUUGGAUGGCGACUUCAGCAAGGUCACAGCGCAUUUGCGUAAAUUUGCACUCACCGUCAUACUGACACGAGCUGGUCUCGAAAUGGAUCCCAAGGCAUUCACCAAGGUGUACAAGACGAUUCUUAAGCUGGGCAUUGUGCCUUGGUUUGCGGAAUUUGGCGUCAUCGCUACCUUGUCGCAUUACUUGCUGGACUUGCCUUGGAUGUGGGGCUGUCUGAUGGGCGCCAUCAUAGCGGCCAUAGCGCCAGCUGUGGUGGUGCCUUGUCUGUUUCGCUUGCGCACCAAAGGCUACGGCAUAACCAAGGGCAUACCCACGCUGGUGGUGGCCGUGUCCGGCGUGGAUGAUGCCAUCUCGGUGGCUGUCUUCGGCAUCAUCAGCACCAUUAUGUUCUCGGAUAAGGGGCAGCUGUUUCUGAUAUCCCAAGUGCCAGUUUGCAUUAUAGGCGGCUUGGGCUUUGGCGUCGUCUGGGGUCUGCUGGCGCGCAUCUUUCCGGAGAAGGGCGAUGCCUAUGUCGUGCCAUUGCGCACCUUACUCCUCUUUGUAGGCAAUCUGGUGGCUAUUUAUGGCAGUGACAGACUGGGCUAUGAGGGCGCUGGUCCACUGGCCGUGGUCUUCUCCUCGUUCAUCUCCAACUACUUCUGGUGCAAGGACGGCUGGACCAUAGAUGAUAAUCCAGUGGCCACAGGCUUCGAGAUCUGCUGGAUGAUCUUUGAGCCCAUACUCUUUGGCAUUACGGGCGCCACCAUCAAACUGUUCGAACUGGACUACAGCCUAAUCUCGACUGGCGUGAUCUGCAUCUUUGCUGGCGUCGUCAUACGCAUCUUUGUUACCGCCGGCAUUGCCUUUGGCGAUCGUCUCAACACCAAGGAAAAGUUCUUUGUGGGUUUGGCCUGGAUGGCAAAGGCUACAGUGCAGGCCGCCUUGGGUCCUGUCGCGCUACGUCACUUGGGUCCGCAGGCUUCGACUGAGGAGCGCAAAUGGGCAACGAUUGUGCAAACCAUUUGCAUCUUUAGCAUUCUGUUCACAGCGCCUUUGGGUGCCAUUCUAAUCUCAGUAACGGGCACACGCCUGCUAACCAAGACGAAGCAGCCACAGGUGCUUACGGGCUGGCGUCGCAGCCAUCGUCCUUCCAUACGCGACAUUAGCAUCAUCGAUGAGGAGGAGGAGCGUGAGGAUCCCGAGCUGUCCAAGUCCAAACAGUCGCAGGAUGCUUCAUAGCAUACUCUGAUUACAAACUUAAGCUAGCUGUGCCAGCUUACAAUUGUUUCGUUCGCGUUGAAUCGUUGAAACAUUAUUUUUUAAG